AUGAGCUACUACAGUUCCAGCCCCACCAUCCUGCAGCACCCCUGUGAAGGGUUUGACUCUAAAGGGCAGCCAAAGGUAUCUGCGUACCUAGGGAAGGAUGUUUUCAUCAGCAUGGAUGCUUCUGAGAGCAGCCUCUCCCCACUCCCCAUCCCAGAAGAACUUAAGGCCAAAGAAGCUGUUGUCAGCACCAUCACCUUUGUGCACACAGAGUGCCUCCCAGAUUGUAGUCUUGACCCAGAAUGGAUGUCCUUAUGGCAGCAUCAGGCUGACUUCUAUGAUGGCAUACGUGAUGGAGAGAUGUCUACUGCCACUGUGGACAUCCCUGACAAUGUCAUUGGCUGUAUUGAUGUGGCUCCCGUGACUGCGCAUAUUGCAGUGUCCUGCCCACCUACAAAGCAUAUCAGAAUUUUUAAAAAUGUAGCAGCAUGCAGAAAAGGCUUCAUUCAGGAAAGGACGCUGAGAAAUAAUUUCAGUUAUACAAUCAGCCAUAAUAUACAUGACCCACAGUUUCUCGCUGGAGAAAAUACACAACAGGACACUCUACAGAUCAAAGCUAACUUUACAAAUCUGGGAUGUCCUCUCCGUCCUCUCCUGAUAUAUUGCAAAAAUCCUCAGGUGCCAGUUCUUGAGUUAUGGGAAGAUAAUAAAUAUCAGAAGCAUGUCUCUGCUGACUUUAUGUUUGAAAUACAUGGAAUGCGUAACUGUGAUUAUCUUUUGACUGCAUAUGAUGCCAAGUGCUUCUCUCUACCUCAGAAUUGGACUUCUUUGCUGAAAGAACAGGAGUUGCCAGAUCCACAUACUGCAUGGACCAAAAGUAACUAUAUGAGCUGUAAGAAUAGGAGUGAAUCUGAGUUAAAGUGGCCUUCCAUCAAGCAUCCGAUUCUUCAAAGAGAAAAUAAGAUCAUUUUCCCUUCAUAUAACGGUCUAUACAUCUUUAAAGCCAGUGUAGUGGAUACAUUUUACAGUUAUUGUGAUUUACCUGUAACCUUCUCAGUAUAUAUGCAUGGUGCUUUUCCCAUGAGCCAUCUAAGCUUUUGGACAGCACUGUCAGGCAUUCUGAAUUUAUUUUUGAUUUUGACAAGAUAUUCCCCACCUUAUUUAUCGCUAAAAACUGAAUGCCAAAAAAAAUGCCAAGAGUCAAAGUGCUUUGACUGCAAUUUUUGA
Cygnus olor (mute swan) is the source of this 1164-nucleotide messenger RNA. Its product is annotated as cation channel sperm-associated protein subunit delta-like. Gene Ontology annotation, biological process: sperm capacitation; flagellated sperm motility. Gene Ontology annotation, cellular component: sperm principal piece; CatSper complex. The record is from RefSeq and is a predicted model, not a curated record. NCBI's taxonomy places the organism in Eukaryota, Metazoa, Chordata, Aves, Anseriformes, Anatidae.